AUGGCUAGUGCUGCAUCAUUCUCCAACUGCGAUAGCAGUGCUCCAGUACAGAUCAUGCUAAAAAGCCUUCCAGACCCUGUACGACUUGUCUCCGGUGGAAAAAUCCCACUCAGUGGCACACUUCUUGUCAAAAAGCUUCUGCCCACUAAACUCAAGCUCAAAGUGAAGGUCGAAAAGAAAAUCUUGUGGGGUUACAUCAGUCUGCCCUGCAUUUCAAACGUCGGAAGCUGCGAAUACAUUCUUGAUUGCUCCACAUUGUUGGGACAAUGCCCCACCUGCAGAUGCCCAGUUCCAGCUGGAACACACCCAGUGGACCAGAGCGUAACUGUGCCACCAAUCAGUAUCCCAUCAUUUCUGACCAAUGGAGAUUACAAAGUAACUUUUGAUGCAAGGGAUGCAAGCAACAACCAAAGAAUUAGUUGUGGACAACUGAAGCUCAGAAUAUCUUCAUAA
Molecule: messenger RNA, 453 nt
Organism: Rhopilema esculentum
Lineage: Eukaryota; Metazoa; Cnidaria; Scyphozoa; Rhizostomeae; Rhizostomatidae
Product: ganglioside GM2 activator
Biological process (GO): ganglioside catabolic process; lipid transport
Cellular component (GO): cytoplasmic side of plasma membrane
Molecular function (GO): lipid carrier activity; enzyme activator activity
Source: RefSeq, a predicted model, not a curated record